AUGGACACAGCAAUGAAAAUCAUUCUUUUCAGUAUUAUAUUACAAGGUGUUUGGUGUAAGGGGUUCAACAUCAGUCUCCCAGAGAAGAUUGAAGCUCUGAAUGGAUGUAGUGUGAUUAUUAAGUGUGCAUUUGACAUUGAAGAAAAAUAUGACCAAGACCUCUCUGAGACUGCAACAGGAGUGUGGUAUAAAAAUGACACUCUGCAAAAGCAUGUAGUGUUUAACUCCAGCAGCAUUAAUCACUCAAUUAAAGCGAAUAUUACUGGAAAAUUAAAAGCCAAGGACUGCACCACUGUCUUUUAUAAUGUAGAUUCAAGUCACAUUGGCAAAUAUUUCUUCAGGCUUGAGGGUAAUGGUGGACUGAAAUGGACCUACACAAAAACCUCAGUUUCAGUAGAUGUUAUCAACUCUCCUCAUAACCCCACAGUGAAGUUGUAUGUGGAUGAGAAGGAGGCGCAGAGUCAGCAGGAGGUGUUGGAGGGGAGCUCUGUGUGUCUGUCCUGCUCUGCUGAGACUCUCUGUUCCUCUCCUCCAGCAACUCUCACAUGGAGCUCCACUUCCAGACAUCCACCCUUCAGUCUACAGGAGAAGCAGAAUCAAAAUAAACUCAUCUCUCAUCUCAACUUCACUGCUACUCCCCUUCAACACACAGCCACUUUCACCUGCACUGUCACCUACCAGCUACAGAACAACAACAAAACAGCACACAGCAACCUCACAUUACAUGUUACAUAUGCCCCUAAAAUCUCUCUCUCGUCCAGCUGUAACAGAACUGAUGUAACCGUGUGUUUGUGUGAGGUUGAUGGGAAUCCCUCUCCUAAACUGGAGUGGCAUCUGUCUGGACGUCCUGUCACUAACUCUACAAUCAUGUCCAUCAGUGAAGAACGAUUGAGCAGCACAGUUUUGAGGAGCUUCAUCACUCUACAUCACUCACUCACACACACAUCCACUGUGCAGUGUGUCACCACAAACACUCAUGGCAAUGACAAACAUCUGUUCCAAUGGCUUCUCUAUGCUCAAGAGUCAACAGGCAUCAAUAUUUUGUCUGUGCUGAUUGGAGCUGCUGUUGGGGUUUUAGUGGUCAUGGUCGGGUGUGGCAUUACAUAUAUCUAUGCACGAAGGGGGAAAAGAAAACCUUCACAAACUAGAGGAGAAGGUACUUCGCAAGUUAUUUCGACUGAUGAAGCUGGUUCACAGGAGGACGAAGAGUCUAUUUAUGUCAAUAAACUUACACUUGUUGGAGCCGCCACCUUGAAUCAUCCAGAAUCUCUCCAUAAUUCCUCCACUGACUUUAUCAACACCAGCCAGGCUUCAUGUGAUAUCGGGUGCGUCUCCUCACUUACUGCUGACUAUGCUGCAGUCCUUCAUCCUAAAGGAGUGAAAAAGAGCUCUAUGGGAGGUGAUAAGGUAGAUCCCCAGAGAGAUCAAUACAUACUACAGAGGGACAUAAAUACAAGUGGAGUGCCAUUGCAGGCAAAAUAAGUGUUUUCAGGAGCAAGACAAGCACAGAUGGUUACGAAUACAAGAGAAGUAAAGUCAAAGCAAUCAGAUGAAGAGUUGAUCACAA
This is a messenger RNA of Xyrauchen texanus (razorback sucker), 1567 nucleotides long. Its product is annotated as sialic acid-binding Ig-like lectin 13. The transcript has 7 exons. Lineage: Eukaryota; Metazoa; Chordata; Actinopteri; Cypriniformes; Catostomidae. The coding region runs from base 1 to 1482 and encodes 493 amino acids. The record is from RefSeq and is a predicted model, not a curated record.